AUGGAAGAUUUCACUUUGUUAGUCUGUUCUCCCCUAAGCUAUGAGAUCCCAAAGACGCCGAAGGAUAUCUUGAUUAAGAUCUUCGUCGAAAUCCCGACUUUACUGGAAGGCCUUGACAUGACAAAAGAGAGCCAAGAAAUUGAAUCUCGGGAGAUUCUACGGCGCGAUCUAGGCCAAAGAUCCUACGCUCAUGAGAGAGAGGUCUUUAAGUGGAGAACCAGAGUAGGGAUUGCAGACCCGACUUACAUGCUCGAGGUUAAUUAG
Molecule: messenger RNA, 264 nt
Organism: Exophiala aquamarina CBS 119918
Lineage: Eukaryota; Fungi; Ascomycota; Eurotiomycetes; Chaetothyriales; Herpotrichiellaceae
Exons: 2
Coding region: 1-264 (87 amino acids)
Source: RefSeq, a predicted model, not a curated record